This is a messenger RNA of Scheffersomyces coipomensis, 2989 nucleotides long. Its product is annotated as heat shock protein 70. The record is from RefSeq and is a predicted model, not a curated record. The coding region runs from base 137 to 2656 and encodes 839 amino acids. The transcript has a single exon. Gene Ontology annotation, cellular component: nucleus; cytosol. Gene Ontology annotation, molecular function: ATP binding; ATP-dependent protein folding chaperone. NCBI's taxonomy places the organism in Eukaryota, Fungi, Ascomycota, Pichiomycetes, Serinales, Debaryomycetaceae. Gene Ontology annotation, biological process: protein folding.
AUUAAAAAUAGAUUUUAAUGAGUUUCUAUUUUUAAACACUUGCAUUGUUACGUGUACUUAAAUAGAUAUAUAUAUCCAAAAUGAUUAUUGGAUUAGAGUGUUUAGAUAUGAUGGUAGUAGUAGUUCCAAACGCUAAAUGACUUCUUCCAGUAUUCCCUUUGGGAUUGAUUUAGGUAACUCCAAGACUGUGGUAUCGUGCUUCAAAAAUGCUGUGGUAGAUAUUGUUAUCAAUGAAGAAUCAAGUAGAUCUACUAAAACAUUGGUAGCCUUUGAUAAGGAAUCGAGAUAUUUCGGUCAGAAUGCAAGCACUCAAGCAUUAUUCAAUCUCAAUAAUACAGUGGGAAAUCUAAAGAGAAUUUUAGGAGUAACUACCAAUGAUCCUCAGCUUGGAAUAGAACGAGAAUAUUUAAUGGUACAACUUAGUGGUGAUGAUUACGCUGAUGUUAACGUUCAGGUUCAAUAUGAGGGUAUUGUUCAUGAUUUUAUUGGCUUUCAAUUGGUGGGAAUGUUUUUUAACAAACUUAAAUCUAUCGCUUUAUUGGAAUCAGAUCAAUACCCGAUGACUGAAGUCUGUGUAUCAGUUCCAAUGUGGUAUAAUCAGAGACAAAGAGUUGCUAUUAUCAAUGCUUGUUCUAUUGCACAAUUGAAGCCAAUAACUAUCAUAAAUGAGUUGACAGCUGCUGCGGUAUGUUAUGCCGACAGUAAAUAUGAAGAAUUAUUAACUAAAUCAAAAACUGUCGCUAUUAUCGAUAUUGGCCAUUCUUCUUAUCAAGUAGUUAUUGCCGAAAUAAGAAAAGAUGGAGUAAAGAUAUUAGGUUCGGGUUAUGAUAAGAAUUUUGGAGGUAGAGUGUUUGAUUAUCAACUUGCACUUUAUAUUGCAAAGAGAAGAGGGGUUAUAUUUGAUGAAAAUAAUCAAAAGGUUUUAUAUCGAACAUUAUUAGCGGCUGAAAAAUUAAAGAAAGUGUUAUCAGCAAAUAAUACUGCAGCUACUACCAUUGACUCUCUUGUUGAAGCGAAGGAUGUAUAUCAAACCAUAAAGAGGGAUGAAUUUGAGAAUAUACUUGAGACAUUAUUGAAAGGAGGAAAACUUGAAAAUCCUAUUGAAGAAGCACUUAAAAUGGCUAAUGUUGAUAUAUCUCAAAUCGAUAAUAUUGAAGUCAUUGGUGGAAGUGGUAGAAUCCCUUUCAUACGAAGUAAAUUAACAGAAUUCUUUGGAAAACCAUUGUCAGCAACAUUAAAUCAAGAUGAAUCUAUAGCUACGGGAAAUGCAUUUAUUGGUUCUACGUAUUCACAAAAGUCAUCAGCCUUCAAGGUAGAGGAUAUUACUCUGAUGGAUGUCGAAUAUCAAUGGAAAGCAGAAACUGGAAAAGGAACAGCUAGGUAUGUAAUUCCCAGGGGACAUCCAUAUCCAAGUGAUAAACCAAUUUCAACGAAAAGAACUGAUGAAAAAGCACUGAUUAAGCUUGAUUAUGAUAUCAAUAACAAGCGGUUGACUUGGCUUGUAGUCGAUAAUAACCCUCCUGUGGAAAAUCAACAGCGAAUUAAUAUCGUUUUGGUCACAAGGAUUGACAGCUGGGGUAUUCAUAAUCUUAUAGAUUCCUACAAGAUUAGUCAAUUAAUUGGCCCACAGUUAUCAGGAAAUAUUCAAGAUGAUGAUAAAGAAGAAGAUAAACAAAGUGAAGACAAGCCAAUGAAAGAUAUAUCACAGUCAACCAAUAUUAAACAACAAUUAAAGAUUGAAACUCACAGAAAGGUGUAUGGAGACGAUAUAGAUCAAUAUUUAAGUAAAGAACAGGAAAUGGUAAGAAAUGAUGAAGUGAUUGUGGAUACAUUGAAUCUGAGAAAUAAUUUGGAAACUUAUAUUAAUGAAUUUAGUGAUAAAUUAGAUUCCCAGUAUGAAGAAUUUAUAACAGACAACAACGAAAAGGACAAAUUGGUUUCUUUGUUGGAAGAAAAGCGAGAUUGGUUAUACAAUGAACCUUAUGGUAACACGAAAAAAGUUUAUGAUGAAGUACUAGCUAGUAUAAAAGUUCAAACAAAUCCCAUUGAAGAAGCUUAUAAGAAAGAAGAAGAUCGAAAACGUAAUGAAUAUCUUAACAGAAAAUACUUGAAGACACCUCCUAUCGUUGAUCUGGUUAAGCAACAGACAUCGCCGCAAUCUAAAAAUGGUACUGAUGAAUUAUUGGAGUAUCAACCAAUUGCACUGGACACUGAAACCAAAACUCAACAAUUCUCAUUCGAGUCGAGAAGUAGUACAGGAGUAUUGAGUAAUCAAAACUUGACUCUGGAGUCUAGAAGGAGUACAUUUGCUUCUAAAUAUGAACAAUUUUCACUCUCUAGACAUGGUACUAGUGGAUUGUCCAGUUAUAAGCUGCUUUCUAGAAGCGCUACAGGUGUAAUCAACGACCAAUCGGUAUUUCUGGAUUCAAGAAGUAAUACAUUUGAGUCCAAUCUUGCCCAAUGUGUAACAACAACGAAGAAAAAUACUGCUGAUCUGGAAACCAUUUCCAGAGGAAAUACUGGCGAAUCAAUAAACCAAUCACUGGUUCCAAAAAGAAGUACUAUUAACUCAGAAAUUUUAUCCAGUACUGAAGAUACCACCAAAAGUUCAGACGAUUCUAAUUCAUAUGAAGUGGCUGAUUUCGACUACUUGUAAAUUUUAAACUCAAAUUUAUAUGUUUAGGGAUAAUAUUUGAUUAGUUUAAUUUUGAUUUAUAUUUGUUAUCAAUUAUUUUUCCUCUCUUGAAUGUUUAUUGUAAGUAUAUAUUAUUAAUCCCCUUACAUAUAGCAGUUCUAACUAAUUAAGCAAAUGUAAAUACGAUCGGAUAAGAGCGAAGAACGGACAACAGGGAUGUCAGUGGUGAUUCAUAGCAAACUUCCAGAAACUUCUGACUUACACUACUAGGAAUCUUUUUUUUGCAUCUGAUUGAAUCACAUGAUUUUCGGUCUUACCAAAUUAGGAAUCCUAAAAAUCCCCAAAUUGAUUUCU